GUUUCAAAUAUGAUGCAGAGGCAGAAACAUGUGACAAAGACACGGAGUGUCCAAAAAAACAGAAAUGCAACCGAGAUCGAAUGAAAAGUGAGAUUGGAUUUAAAGAACAUAAGCAGUUUCCAGAGAUUUCCAGUAUUUCUUUACACUGGCUUUGAGAAGAAGCAAAAAUCCAAAGCAAAUGGACGUAAACGAUCCCAAGGACAAAUUCAAAGCUGUGUGGUUGAUUCUCUUUAUGCUUGGAUUAGGGACUUUACUGCCAUGGAAUUUCUUCAUGACUGCCACUAUGUACUUCAACCACCGUCUAGCCGACCCCACGACAGCCAACGUGACCAAAGUAGAGAGUCGAAACGCUCUGCAAGCCAGAUUCAACAACACAAUGACGUUGUGUGCCAUGAUCCCUCUGUUGAUCUUCACCUGCCUCACCUCCAUCAUACACCAGAGAAUUCCUCAGAAGAUAAGGAUUCUGGGUAGCCUGGUGGCCAUCUGGGUGGUGUUUUGUGUGACUGCCAUCUUAGUUAAAUUGGCUAUUAAUCCAGUGGCUUUCUUUGUGAUUACCAUGAUAAAAAUAGUUAUUAUUAAUGCGUUUGGAGCUAUUCUCCAGGGCAGUCUUUUUGGCAUGGCUGGUGUGUUGCCUGAUGGCUACACAACACCCAUUAUGAGCGGUCAGGGUCUGGCUGGAACCUUUGCUGCACUUGCUAUGAUCUGUGCCAUUGCAAGUGGAUCUGAUUUAAUGGACUGCGCUUUUGGCUACUUCAUCACAGCCUGUGUUGUUAUCAGCCUUGCCAUUGUGUCCUACAUAAUCCUUCCAAAUCUGGAUUUUUACCGAUAUUACCAGGAGAAAAAACAGAAGAAUCCAUCAUUACAAGAGGAGAAAACAAUUCAACUGAUAAAAAAUGAAGACAGCGGUGGAGGGAUGAGCACGGGUGAGAAGGUUCAGAGAAAUCCAUCACUUCUGAGCAUCUUUAAGAAGAUCUGGGUGAUGGCGCUCUCUGUGUGUUUUGCCUUCACCGUCACCAUCUGUGCUUUUCCCGCCGUGGCUGUAGAUGUCAAAUCCACCAUUGCUAAUGGAGGGCUUUGGGAGAAAUAUUUCAUUCCUGUGUCCGGUUUCCUGCUCUUUAACCUUUGUGACUGGUUGGGACGGAGCCUGACCGCUGUGUGUUCAUGGCCAGGGAAGGACAGCAAACUGUUGCCAGCGCUUCUGUUAGCGCGCCUGAUGUUUGUGCCUCUCCUCAUGCUGUGUAACGUCCAGCCUCGCACCGCCAUGCCCGUCUACUUUUCCCAUGACGCCUGGUUCACCGUCUUCAUCAUGCUCUUCGCGCUCUCCAGUGGCUACUUAGCAAGCCUUUGCAUGUGCUUUUACUCCAAGUUAGUAGACACACACGAGGCAGAGACUGCCGGCGCCAUCAUGACCUUCUUCAUGUCUCUCGGUCUCGCCUUGGGCGCAUCCUUCUCCUUCUUGUUCCGUGGGGUCAUUUGAGGUCAACGUUCCAUCUCACCGGAUGUUUAAAAGACCUCGAGUCAUUAAGAAUUUUUAAAUUUUGUUUAAUAGAACUUUCAGAUCAGUUUAAAGCCGAUCCAGGGCGAAGCACGUGAACCGUCCCACACGAUGGGUUGUAAAAUAAUAGUAGUAUUACAUUUUUUUUUAGUAAACACUACCUCUUUUUUUAAAACAAUGAUAUACGGUAUAUUAACAUAUUAACAGUUUUUAUCAUACAUAAUUUGUUAAAUGGAAACAUUUACAUAAUAUAGCCUGACCGUUUUGUUAUUUAUUAACUUACUACAAUUGACUGACAACAGCUUGAAAUAAUUAACAGAAUUUUAGUGUUCGUAUUCGGUGGAUCCUUUUUUUUUGUUUUGGAGACACAGACUGACACAGACUCCGCAGGUCGCGGCAAAAACCUCUGAUCCGUUUUGAUCAAAUCGGUCGUGUUGUAGUCAGAACCAACGCAGGCUUCAAUACAAGAGAUCAGACCUGGAGUAUACUAAACUGGCUUCAGUUUAAAUAGGGAGCUGAAAAUAGGGAGGAAUCUUGAAUAUAAUGGAUUCAAGAUAUCGAACAUUUUCUUUCUUUAGCACAUCAGGUGGUCACGGGUUCGAGCCUCAGGACUGCAGAGACGCAUCAUGACGGAACAAAAACAUUGGUGUUUUUUUUUUAUCUCCAUUGGAGUAAACGAUUUGUUCAUAAAUUCAUCUUCGGACCAUUUUUCUUUAGCUGCACCCCCCCCCACCCAAUUUGUGUGGCUAUAAAAAGCAAACCCAAAUAAAACAUUUUUACAUCUUGA
Messenger RNA from Tachysurus fulvidraco (yellow catfish), 2282 nucleotides. RefSeq names its product solute carrier family 29 member 1b (gene slc29a1b). Bases 179 to 1477 code for a protein of 432 amino acids. The transcript has 14 exons. Gene Ontology annotation, molecular function: nucleoside transmembrane transporter activity. Gene Ontology annotation, cellular component: plasma membrane. The record is from RefSeq and is a predicted model, not a curated record. Lineage: Eukaryota; Metazoa; Chordata; Actinopteri; Siluriformes; Bagridae. Gene Ontology annotation, biological process: uridine transmembrane transport; nucleoside transmembrane transport.